Messenger RNA from Sphenostylis stenocarpa, 1134 nucleotides. The record is from the annotation of a GenBank genome assembly. NCBI's taxonomy places the organism in Eukaryota, Viridiplantae, Streptophyta, Magnoliopsida, Fabales, Fabaceae.
AUGGAGUUUGCUAGUUUCCAUCUUCAGCAUCAGCUUCAAGAAGAAUCUGCUCAGUGUAUAACUUCAGCAAACCCACCACCUGACUCUAAACUUUCCAUUACCACUAAUCAAUCAUGGAUCCCAAGCAACAUAUACAAUGGUUGUAACAGUGGCUUUCUAACUGAGAGUUUUACAAAUUCAAGAGAACAGCACAAGCACGCCAUGACCGAUUCACUUAGAAUUUCAACAAGGCAAGCCUUUGGUUUUCACAAUGGAAAAAACCUCACUCAACAGCCAGUUAGUGAUCUCUUUCCGGCAAGAAUUAAAGGUGAAAUGAUCAACAACUCCAUGAAGGCUAUGGAGGAAUCAUGUUCACUAAUCCCAAUUCAUGAACCACGAUAUCCUCCUAGUUUCUUAUCUAGUCUUGGUCUAACUGGUCAAGAGUUUUCCCCUUCGGAGAAUGUCUUUCAUAAUGACAAGCCUAUUGAUGGAGGGACCCUAAGCAAGCGAUAUAACAACUUUGGCGAUGUUUGCUUAAUUUCGAAUACACCAACCCUAGAUAUGACCUCUUCCUUGGUUUCAUGUUCUUUGGGUUUAAAUCCUAAAAUAUUUGACCUGCACACAAGUUAUAGCGAGAGUUGUGAAUCCCAACCUUGCUCUGAUACUUUGGGUCUUAACGAGAGCAUAGCUUUGAGCCACAGCGACAUACAUGACCGCGAAAAUAGUCCAUCAAAUAGCUCAAAUAAAAUUUCCUCAUUUAUAAAUGAAGUUGCAACGGCGAAAAGGCCUAGCAAUUGCUCUCUAGCAAAAGAAUCUGAGGCAAAAGCUAAGAAGUCAAAGCCAUCGUCAUGCCCUCCCCUGAAGGUAAGAAAGGAAAAAUUGGGGGAUAGGAUUCAAACUCUUCAAAGAUUAGUCGCACCUUUUGGGAAGACCAGUACAGCCUCUGUCUUAAGUGAAGCCAUUGGCUACAUCCAUUUCCUUCACCAACAAAUCCAGACUUUGAGCAUUCCUUACAUGAAAUCCACGCAAAGCAAUAGAAUGGUGCAGCUGGAUACAAAUAAAUUAAAUAGCAGAGAACUGAAGCCAGACCUUAGAAGCAGAGGCUUGUGUCUUGUGCCACUUUCUUACGCAUCAUUUAUUCAUCGUUGUGUUUAG